AUGGACGGUAAUGUUACUGACAUUGACAGCAGCAACGAUUUCAAUAAAAAAUCAAUCAGUUUAAAAAAAUUUAAUGACUCUGUAAAGAAACAUGAAGAAUUAUUGCGAACAAGUAAAGACGUCUUACACAAAUUAAACGAAAUUCGACGAAACAAAGCACUUGAAAUGAAGAAGUACGAAACAGUGGUACGUAUGGAUGCACUGAGUGUUAGUGGCUACCUGCAACAACAGCAUCUAAAAUUGCAAGAAUUAAUAAGAACUGACGAAAGUUUCAAUAAGUAUAAUGAAGAAAGAAUGCAGCAAGCUGCAAUUACCAUUCAACGAUUUUUCCGAAAAAUAAUUUACCGAAAGCAAAUCCUUCGAACACUUUGCACCUGGAAAUGGGUAGCGGUUGAGAAACGAAUAAAAUAUAUUGAAAUUAUAGCAGAACGAAUGUCCUCGAACGCUACAGUACCAAGAAGAAUUGAUCUCUCGAUUAUAAAAAAUAAGGUUAACACAUUUAUAUUUCAUAAUGACUCGUUAGCAUCACAGUGA
Molecule: messenger RNA, 534 nt
Organism: Thelazia callipaeda (thelaziosis nematode)
Lineage: Eukaryota; Metazoa; Nematoda; Chromadorea; Rhabditida; Thelaziidae
Source: the annotation of a GenBank genome assembly